This is a messenger RNA of Cheilinus undulatus (humphead wrasse), 3853 nucleotides long. RefSeq names its product IMP (inosine 5'-monophosphate) dehydrogenase 1b (gene impdh1b). Gene Ontology annotation, cellular component: cytoplasm. NCBI's taxonomy places the organism in Eukaryota, Metazoa, Chordata, Actinopteri, Labriformes, Labridae. Gene Ontology annotation, biological process: GTP biosynthetic process. The record is from RefSeq and is a predicted model, not a curated record. Bases 261 to 1892 code for a protein of 543 amino acids. Gene Ontology annotation, molecular function: IMP dehydrogenase activity. The transcript is spliced from 17 exons.
GAGGGGAUGUGACGCUGCUUGCUGGUACAUAACACCAGCACUCGCUGUCUGCUGCGACAGGCAAUCACUUCUGAUUUCGCUUUGCUACCGACCUGUACUUUUUUCAUCUUGGAGCCGAGAGCCAGUGUUUUCUUCCAGUUUCUUUUCGAGGUACAAGUACUGUGUUUAGUCUAUCGUCGCUUUCUUUUAGCCCGACGUCUGUACGCUCACAGCUGGAAAGUUGCUUCCCUUUGGCCAACGUGGGCAUCAGCUCCAUAAGCAUGGCGGAUUACUUGAUCAGUGGUGGAACAGGUUACGUACCUGAUGAUGGACUCUCGGCUCAGCAGCUCUUCUCUAUUGGGGACGGCCUAACAUACAACAGAUCUGACCAACAGUGCGUUGUCUCCGAUGGUCAUACGGCUGAAGAGCUUUGCUCUAAAGGAGAUGGGUUGACUUACAAUGACUUCCUGAUUCUACCUGGCUUCAUUGACUUUACAUCAGACGAAGUGGAUCUGACAUCAGCACUGACCAGGAAAAUCACACUCAAGACCCCACUCAUCUCCUCCCCUAUGGACACUGUCACAGAGUCCGCCAUGGCGAUUGCAAUGGCGCUUAUGGGAGGCAUUGGCAUCAUUCAUCACAACUGCACACCAGAGUUCCAAGCAAAUGAAGUCCGCAAAGUCAAGGUUAUGAGGUUCGAGCAGGGUUUUAUCACAGACCCCGUCGUCAUGAGUCCACGCCACACAGUUGGAGAUGUGUUUGAAGCCAAAGUAAGACAUGGCUUUUCUGGUAUCCCCAUCACAGAGACGGGCAAAAUGGGCAGCAAGCUGGUGGGCAUAGUCACCUCCAGAGAUAUCGACUUCCUGUCUGAAAAAGACCAUGACAGACCCCUAGAGGAGGCAAUGACAAAGAGGGAUGAGCUGGUUGUGGCUCCAGCCGGUGUAACGCUGAAAGAAGCCAAUGAUAUUCUCCAGCGCAGCAAAAAAGGCAAGCUUCCCAUUGUAAAUAACAAUGAUGAGCUGGUGGCCAUCAUCGCCAGGACAGAUCUAAAGAAGAACAGGGACUACCCGUUGGCCUCCAAAGACUCACGCAAACAGCUGCUGUGUGGAGCUGCCAUUGGAACCAGAGAGGACGACAAAUACAGACUGGACCUGCUGGUGCAGGCGGGGGUGGAUGUCGUCGUACUGGACUCUUCACAAGGGAACUCGGUGUAUCAGAUCAACAUGAUUAAUUACAUUAAACAGAAGCAUCCUGAUUUGCAAGUGGUAGGAGGAAAUGUGGUCACAGCAGCCCAGGCCAAGAAUCUGAUCGACGCUGGUGUCGAUGCUCUGAGAGUGGGAAUGGGCUGCGGCUCUAUCUGCAUCACACAAGAAGUCAUGGCGUGCGGGCGGCCCCAGGGGACCUCAGUAUACAAGGUAGCAGAGUAUGCAAGGCGUUUUGGCGUCCCUGUCAUCGCUGAUGGUGGCAUUCAGACUGUUGGUCAUGUGGUGAAGGCUCUGUCUCUUGGAGCAUCAACUGUUAUGAUGGGCUCUUUGCUAGCUGCAACAACUGAAGCACCAGGAGAGUACUUCUUCUCAGACGGUGUGCGGCUGAAGAAAUACCGUGGUAUGGGCUCCCUGGACGCCAUGGAGAAGAGCACCAGCAGCCAGAAACGCUACUUUAGUGAGGGUGACAAGGUAAAAGUAGCCCAGGGUGUGUCUGGUUCAGUCCAGGAUAAAGGCUCCAUCCACAAGUUUGUACCAUACCUGAUCGCUGGCAUCCAGCAUGGCUGCCAAGACAUUGGGGCAAAGAGUCUCUCUGUCCUCCGUUCCAUGAUGUACUCGGGAGAGCUUAAGUUUGAAAAGCGCACCAUGUCUGCACAGGUGGAGGGAGGAGUUCACGGUCUCCAUUCUUACGAGAAGCGGCUUUACUGAACAGUGGGGACAAAGUGCACGCCGUCGGUGCAUGUGACACCCAAUCUAACAGUGACCAAAUGUUCAAUUGCCACUAAAAAAAUCGCAGCACCCACUACACCCUCUCUGCCCUCCCCUGCAUCAUACCCACUGUUACUCUCUCUCUCUGAUCCAAGCCAGCUGCUUUGGGGAGGAAAGAGGCACCGUAGUGAAGUGACAUCUUCAAACUGAUACCCAACUCUCUGAACACCAGGGACUUUGCACUCAAGAAACGGCGCAUCAGGGUUUCAGAAUGACAAAAAAAAAAAACCUGUAUCUUGAGUAUGCAGCUGAUCCCAAUUUUUUGCGUAUGUAUGUUGAUAGUAGUGAGAAUGUGGUGCAUGAAUGUGUGUUGAAUGGACGAGUGUGAGACUACGUAAAAAAUGUGUUUUUGGACAAAGUGAAGGUGCACUGGGUGUAUCUGUCUUGUUUAAAGUAAAGGAUCGGAAAUAGCCAUGGUGCAAAACAGAUUGACAUAUUUUUGGCGUUUUUUUUGCAGAUCCAAGCUUUUAAAUGUCCCCUGUUUGACUCCAGUGUCCUAAAUCUUGAACACACAGUGUGCAGAAUACAAACAAUUGUGUGUGCAGUGUGUCGGUGCAUCACGGCAAUCUUACCUUUCUUCACUAAAAUUCACCACUAAAUGAACAGUAGCUUUUUGCUUAUUGUUUACUUCAUGAAUUACAGAUCCUGAGGUACGAAAUUUUGCUACAAGUCAUCUUUAUGUCCUCCAGUGUCAUCUCCAAUUAUUAGACAGACCCACAGUAUUCUCUGUGGACUUUCAUUUUCCCCUAAAGACAUCUUGAGCCAAAAAAGUGUCCCAUAGUGCAUCGUGUUCAUAUGUUGAGCAUGAAGGGGACCAAAAGAUAAUCAGGUAAAAGAACGAGUUCUCAAAUGCAUCAAAUCAAUAAAGGAAAGUUAAUGAGGACAAUUUCUCUGCCCAAAAUUUGAAUACUUUUAGAUAAGACAACCUUUAUAUUAAACCUGUAUAGUCUUGGGGCGGGCUUCAAAUUGAGCAUGAAGUGUUUUUGAUAUGCAUGUUUGUUUUUCACUAAGCCAAUCAUGGCUGUAUUUAUAUUCUGCUUCAGUGUAACUGCAUACAUACUGCCAAGUGUAUUUACACUUCCUCUGACACUCUUCUUUUGUAAUUUCCAAACCAAAUUUUGUGCAACCAGCCGCUUUUUACCUUCACACUUGUUCAUUCCUGCGUCCUAAGUGUGGCUUAGGUUCUCUUUUAUUUCUUUUUACCGGAGAUAUGCCUUGAAACGGGGAUGGAUAAAGGCAGUGAAAAUGCAAAAUGCUUAAAACACCUUGUCGCCUCCUUUUCUUACUUUUAAACAGCUAGCUUUAUUGUUCUGCUUAUGUAGGUUUUUCUAACAUUUUCAUAAUGGAUGUCCUCUUUUGCUAGAUUUUUUUUUAUAUAUAUAUAUAUAUAAAAUGUCCCUGAUUGUAAGAAUUGAGUUGCUUUCUAUAGUGCUAAUGCUAGUAUGUUGCCCUGCACAUGGUUCACUUGACUAACAAAAACCUUGCAGUUGGAUGAAACUGUAAGAGGAUGUUUAUGGAAAAUAUAUGGAAAAAUAUGCCCAUAUUCAGUUAAUAAAGACUGCUGCUUGUUUUAAGAUUUCCAUCAAAAAAGAUAAUUCAGGUUCAAAUGUCUUAUUUGCAACACACUGAGUCUUCUUAGCCCAUCUUAAAAGCUUAUACAUAGUGUUAAAUGGGAGAUUAGGUUUACAGUUUUUUUUAUAGUGCUGCACUUUUGUUUUUUAAAUUUCUUCAGUAUGUAGAGAAGCUGCUACAGUUGCCUGGAUAUAGUGGUAGCUUUUGCAACCGACAACCCAAACCUUAAAAGAAGGCUUUUCAGAUGGAUGGAAAAGACUCGGUAUUCACUUCAUUCUGGAGUUAUGAUUGCUUUAACACAUGUUUACAAUAAAACACUCAAGAGAAAA